Ananas comosus (pineapple) is the source of this 831-nucleotide messenger RNA. Its product is annotated as copper transporter 5.1. The record is from RefSeq and is a predicted model, not a curated record. Gene Ontology annotation, molecular function: copper ion transmembrane transporter activity. The transcript has a single exon. NCBI's taxonomy places the organism in Eukaryota, Viridiplantae, Streptophyta, Magnoliopsida, Poales, Bromeliaceae. Gene Ontology annotation, biological process: copper ion transmembrane transport; intracellular copper ion homeostasis. Gene Ontology annotation, cellular component: plasma membrane. Bases 166 to 633 code for a protein of 155 amino acids.
UCGCUUCGCGUUUUAUACAACCUUCCCCUUUCCCGGCGAUCUAACUCCGAUCCCUUCCUCUUCUCUUUCCCCCCUUUUCCUUUCGUCUUCGUCUUCGUCUUCCUCUCCGGCGCUAAAUUUCCGUUUUUACCCUUCCCAUUUACGUCUAAUCCCAGCCCCUCGAAGAUGAUGCACAUGACCUUCUACUGGGGCAAAAACGUAACUAUACUCUUCGACUCAUGGCGCACCAAUUCGUGGCUCAGCUACGCCCUCAGCCUCCUCGCGCUCCUCCUCGCCGCCGCGUUCUACCAGUACAUGGAGGACCGUCGGAUCCGCUUUAAGAUUCUCGCCAAGUCCAAACCCUCCUCGUCGGCGUCGUCGCCGCCCCCGUAUCCGGCGACGACGAUCGACGCCCCCCUCCUCCGCUCCGCCGCCGUCGCCGCCGGGGGAUGGGCGGCGCCGGCGAAGGUCGCCACCGCCGUGCUCUUCGGCGUCAACUCCGCCCUCGGCUACCUCCUCAUGCUCGCCGUGAUGUCCUUCAACGGCGGCGUCUUCGUCGCCGUCGUGCUAGGGUUGGCCGCGGGCUACCUCGUCUUCCGCAGCGGCGGCGAGGAGGAUCUCAUCGCGCUCGAGAACCCCUGCGCGUGCUCGUGAUCCAAAUCGACCGCGAUUUGCUCGGUAUUUUACCCUUGAUUUAUUUUUACCUCUUGUUGUUACAAAAAUUACAUCUAUCAGAUGUUUGGGGUAUGUGAAACUGUAGUGUUUUGUUUGGUGUUGUAUCUCAUAGUUUUCCUUGUAAUUGUGGUGUAAUAAAGGAGUAUUAUGAGUUGCUUGUAUGCUUUAAUCUGAUAA